AUGGUGGUGCUGCAGGCUCUGGCCGCGUACCUCGUGGCCCAGCCUCCUCCAGUCGACCACUUCCUGAAGGUUUCUCUCCAAAUCAUCGAUGCACAGAAGUCGAGGAGCGAGUCCCUGAGCUUCAACUCUCAGAGCAGCUACCAGUUGCGGUCAUUCGAUUUGUCAAUAAAUGGAGACUUUGAGGUGGGAGCUGAGGGAAACGGCGAAGGCACAUUAGAGGUUGUGACAGUUUACAACCAGAUUCCAGAAGAAGACGGCAAAAGCUGCGAAGCGUUUGACUUCCAGGUCACUAUUCAAAGGGCCGAAGACUUUGAAAGUAAACUUCAACCUGGAAUCAUCAGCGCCUUUGAUUUCAGCGUCCAGCUCAAGGCUCGGGGGGCGGAGCCUGCUUACUCCGUGGUUCUGGACAUCACUCUGCCCACUGGCUUCACGGCUCAAAUCAGCGAUCUGGAAAAUCUGUUGAAUUCUGUGGAGAAUUACAUCUCCCACUACUACUUCGACGACAAGCUGAGCGACAGGAGCUCCCUGAUCAUCCACAUGCACCAGGUUUCCAACACUAACUCUCAGAUGGUGACCUUCAGACUGUUGCAGCAGUUUAACGUGGGUCUUUUCCAGCCCUCGUUCGUCACGGUCUAUGAGUAUUACAAAGAAGGAGGUCAGCGCUGCACCAGGCGGUACGCUCCUCCAGAACAAGUGAAGCUCACAACCAUCUGCAACGAAGGCGAAUGCAUCUGUACACAGGGGGAUUGCUUUUAUAUCAGGACAGACUCACACGUCACCGGAGACAAACCAAGAGAGACUUUUGCCUGCGUCACCCUACACCACGUUUUUAAGGUGAAAGUGAGAAACAUCACCAGAGAAGUGCAGUUCAGAUACGAGAUGGAGAUCACAAACGUCUUCAAGUUGGGUACCGAAGCAGGAGUUAUGGACCAUGAAAUCAGGUAUUUUGUCACUGAUCCGGCCUGUGGGGACAAGGUGGUGCUUCAGAAGGACUCAGACUACCUCAUCAUGGGCCCCGAGAGGGACAAAUGGAACGCAGACCCGGCCACCAACAAGAUCAUGUAUGUUUUGACUAAAGACACGUGGGUGGAGCAAUGGCCGACGGAGGCAGAAUGCGCUCAGCCCGAGUUCCAAGCCACGUGCAGAAGUUUAGCUGACGCCACAGAUUAUCUCCACAACAACGUCUGCAGGUUGUAG
Messenger RNA from Knipowitschia caucasica, 1197 nucleotides. NCBI's taxonomy places the organism in Eukaryota, Metazoa, Chordata, Actinopteri, Gobiiformes, Gobiidae. The record is from the annotation of a GenBank genome assembly.